GGAUCGAAAGGCUGUGGGUCGUCAACCAUUUGACCGCAUGGUGACUUUAUUGGCCCACCUCGGUCCGCCUGAGCAUAAACCGGUGGAUUCAAUAUGGAAUUGUAUGGAUUUGCCCUCUAAUCGUCUGGAAGAUUGGGUUCUGCGUGGCUACCAAUUCCGAGAUAGUGACGAAUUCAAACGAUUGAAGUCGUUAAAUGUGUUCUAUCAGGCGGGAACCAGUCGAUUUGGAAAUCCGGUAUUCUAUUAUAUUGCAAGACGUUACAAAUCUCAAGAAUACCAACGCGUAGAAUACCCUUUGAUUAUCUGUCUCGUCUCCGUCACUUUGGAUGCCUAUCGCAACAAACCGUUCGAGCUAGUGGUCGACUUUACUCAUGCCUCUGUCGAGAAUCGUUUCAAAAACGACCUGUUGAACAAGUGGGCCAGUAUUAUUGGACCGGUCUUGCGCGAACACUUAGUGGCUGCUUACAUUUACAAUUGUAAUUCAUGGGUUCGUGAAUACACCAAGAUACACGAUCGUUUCUUCGCGCCGAUUAAAGGCUCACGCAAAUUAGUGUUCAUUGAUCAUCCUUCUCGACUGAACGAGUACAUUGAACCGGAACAGCAACGAUUACCCGGUGGAACUCUGGUACUGGAAGAGGAUUUACGUGUGUUUAACAACGCUCUGAAGUUAUCGCAUAAGGAUACCAAGGUGGCGAUCAAGGUAUGCACAAACGCGAUCCAAGUCACAUCGACGGAGAAGAGCAAAGUUCUUGGGCAUUCAGUCAUCCUCAAUGACGUAUACUACGCUUCGGAAAUUGAGGAAGUGUGUCUGGUUGACGACAAUCAGUUCACCUUGACCAUCUCGAACGACAACGGACCUUUAUCCUUCAUUCACGAUGCAUGUGAUUCCAUCGUUCAAGCAAUCAUUCACAUUCGUACCCGGUGGGCUCUCUCCCAACCGGAUACACAUGCAAUGCACACCAAGAUAAGACCCAGAGACGUUCCCGGGACAUUGUUAAACAUUGCUCUGUUAAAUCUUGGCAGCUCUGAUCCCAGUCUCAGAUCGGCUGCCUACAAUCUAUUGUGUGCCCUUACGCAGACUUUCAAUUUAAAAAUUGAGGGGCAGUUGUUGGAAACCAAGGGUCUAUGCAUUCCCGGAAAUAACACGUUGUUCAUCUCUGAGAUCAGCAAGCGUUUGGCUCAACUCGAGCCCCAUUUGACCCUGGAAUUUCUCGAAGAGUGUAUUCAAGGUUUCAGUCGUUCAAGCAUCGAGAUGAAACAUUUGUGUUUGGAAUACAUAACGCCAUGGUUACGCAAUUUGACACGAUUUUGUCGAUCAGAUGAUGCCAAAAGACAAAAAGUUCAUGCAAUUAUUGACAAGUUGAUUACGCUUACAAUCGAGGAAGAGCAGAUGUAUCCGUCUAUCCAAACCAAAAUUUGGGGGAACUUGGGUCAAGUACCCCAGCUACUUGGUCUUGUCUUGGACAGCUUUAUUCAGCGUUCCGUUAGCUGUGGUUUGGGAAGUUUGCAAGCCGAGAUCAUGGCCGACACCUCCGUGGCUCUUGCUGCAGCUAAUGUUCAACUAGUUUCAAAGAAGGUUCUAUCUAAAUUGUGCCGAUUUUACGAAGUAUUCGGAAUUCAACACUGCAAAUGUGCUCCAAUCAGUGCAUUUCCCCAUUUUCGACCUGGUGAACGAUCCGGAUUAAUUGUGGGUGGAACAGUUGCACCUCCGGUCGCCAUCCCUUUGGGUCAUAUCACAGUUACCAGUGCAUCCGGAACUAUGGCCUGUGGUCCACAAUCCAUCCUGGCUACACAGGGCAGUAGUGGAAGCAUCAGUAGUAAUUGUAGUAGCAGCACUGGUGGUGGCUCUGGUCUUUCGGGUCCAGGAACUGAUGGAAUUAACAGGACUACAGGUACAUUGUUAAGCACUGGUCAGGUGGACUACGGUGGAUCCGAUCUACGUAAAAAAACAUCUCCAGUCCCCGUAGGACCACCAGCAAUCGUUUUGGUAGAUGAAGAUUCACCUGGCAUGACAAACAAACAUAUCGAGUCGGACGCUUGUGACCAAAUCAUGGACGAUCCCGUGUCUGCUACCUCAUUCGGCUCGCCUCAUCACGUGGUCCGUCACAGUGCAUUCGGGCCAACCAGUACAAUUUCUGCUGCCGGCUCGUACUCCGGUCUCGGUACUCCAUCCCUGCGCAGUGGCUUGAGUCACUAUCGCAUGAACAAUGCGGAAAGUUCCACAGUGCAUAGUGCUCAUAUUUACGCCCGCACUGCAUCGGUAGAAGUGCCCGGCGUAGCUUCCACAUCUGGUAUGCUUAGUCAGACCGGUCCCUCUCUUCAACCAGGCUAUCCUGCGUGCUCGCCCGCUUUAGGGCUUGUACCAAACACCCCGACUCAAAUGACCGUAACCACAGAAGGUUUAGACAAACCCGAACGUUUAAGUUUGAAUUCGCUGGAGUUCCUCACGGAUACUCUGUUGGAAAUCAUGAGUUUGGUCAUCAAAGAAGUGCCGGAAUUUACACAUUGGUUAGAUCAGUGGACUCACUUGGCUAGAAAGUUUGCAUUCCAACAUAAUCCUGCUUUGCAACCCAGAGCCAUAAUAGUGCUCGGUUGUAUUUGUAAACGAUUCACCGAUACCGACAUCAAACAGCUGUUGCGCAUCAUGUCUCAAGCUCUUGAAUCCUAUGCGAAUGAGUUGGACAUGGAAAAGGAUUUGCGACAUCGGACAGUCGACACUGGUCAGGCUGGUGAGUUGCAUUUGUUUGCAAUGAAAUUAGUCAUACUUUUUAGUUCUGAAACACACUGCACUUUUUACGACUGCACAUUCAAUGAGGCAUUUUUCUAUCUAUUUCCUACUCAAAUGUGA
This is a messenger RNA of Echinostoma caproni, 2848 nucleotides long. Lineage: Eukaryota; Metazoa; Platyhelminthes; Trematoda; Plagiorchiida; Echinostomatidae. The record is from the annotation of a GenBank genome assembly.